Ailuropoda melanoleuca (giant panda) is the source of this 1329-nucleotide messenger RNA. It is a transcript of the gene CENPP, whose product is annotated as centromere protein P. Gene Ontology annotation, cellular component: chromosome, centromeric region; nucleus. Lineage: Eukaryota; Metazoa; Chordata; Mammalia; Carnivora; Ursidae. The transcript has 9 exons. The coding region runs from base 233 to 1243 and encodes 336 amino acids. The record is from RefSeq and is a predicted model, not a curated record. Gene Ontology annotation, biological process: CENP-A containing chromatin assembly.
UGGAGCCAGCCAACUCUCUGGGAGCGCAGGGACGGCUGGGGGUCGACGGGGACGACGAGCGCAGCGGCGGUCACGACCCCGGGACACUGCGUGCGGGCGGGUGGCACUCGCGGGCGUCCGCUCCCUCGCCUCCCCCGCCGAGCUCCGGGAUGGUCUGCGCCAGCAGCGCGGGAGGCUUGAAGUGCCGGGCGAGGCGCGCGCUGCUCAGAUCGCCGCCCGUCCGCGCCGCGCUAUGGACGCCCAGCGGGCGGAGGUCCGCGCCUUGGAGGCUGAGAUCGCGGCCCUGCGGCGGGCGUGCGAGGAACCGCGCGCGGCGGGGGAAUACGGCUGGCGAGCGCGAAAGACUGCGCUUUAUUUUUUUGGCUGCUUCUACUCUGGAUCCUGUGAUGGAAAAUCACUUCGAGAAAUGUAUCAAUCAGAUUCUGAAGGAUGGGCCUCUUCAAAAGAUCUGAGAAGCCAUCUUGGACAUUUAGAAUCGGAACUUCUUUUUCUAAGCACACUUACUGGCAUCAGUAUAAGAAAUUACUCCAUGAAGACAGAGGACCUAACAAACACUGAGAAGACAGAAAAGAGUAUGAAGAAAGUUCUACAGAGACACAGAUUAUCAGGAAAUUGCCACAUGAUUACAUUUCAACUUGAGUUUCAGAUUCUGGAAAUCCAGGAUAAGGAGAAUUUAUCUUCUGUUAUUACUGACCUCAACAUAAUAAUGGAGCCUACUGAAUAUUCAGAAUUAAGUGAAUUUGUGUCUAGACUCUUCUGUUCUUACAGAGCAGAAGAAAGAAGAGAUCUGUUGAUGUUUUUCCGCAGCCUACACUUUUUUGUGGAGUGGUGUGAAUAUCGUAAGCGCACAUUUGAACACUUCAAGGAGAAGUACCCAGAAGCUGUGCACCUACCCGAGGGGGCUGCCUCCAGCUGCAUGGUGGUCCAGAGCGCCCGCCAGCGAGGGUUCGAGCUGGUCAUCGUUUGGAGGGUGCAGAUCGAUGAAGAGGGGAAGGUGUUGCCGAAGCUGGACCUGCUCCCCAAAGCACCACAGCGAGCCCUGCAGCUGGACCGGAACCGAGUCUUGGAGACCGCACCGCUCGGCUUCCGAGCCCUGCUGGGCACACUGGGCAUUGAAGCCGCCCUCGAGAGCCUGAUAAAGUCGCUCUGCACAGCGGACUACGACAAGUUCCCGGCAAACAUGCAGGCGUGUGAUCUUCCGCAUAAACAGCUGCUGUCUUCCGCAGACAGACGCCACCUUUAGGACGUGUUGUCUGUGCAGUUUCAACACAUUAUAUAAACUGGCAGGACAUGGAAAAAUAAACGCAGCUAUUUGAAUACAAAAUGCCA